AUGGCCGACGACUGGGGAUACAGCUGUGAAAAUGGCCCAGCAACUUGGGAAGAAAAAUACCCGGAGGCGAGAGGCGCGCGGCAGAGUCCCGUGGACAUAGUGACGUCACGCGCCAGCAGUGGAGGCUCCGCCCCACCACUCCGGUGGAAGUAUUCCGUCAACCACACCCGCUCCGUCGUCAAUCCCGGUUACUGUUGGCGUGUCGACGAAAAUGGUUAUGAAUCCGAAUUACGUGGGGGCCCACUAGGCUCCGAUGUCUAUAAACUCCAACAAUGGCACUGCCACUGGGGCGCUGAGGACGGCGAAGGCUCUGAACACACAGUGGAUGGACGAUCCUUCUCCGGAGAAUUGCAUCUCGUCCAUUGGAACACAUCCAAAUACGACAGCUUUACAGAGGCAGCAGGAAAACCUGAUGGACUGGCUGUUUUAGGUGUCUUACUAAUGGUUGGAUCAAAACACAAGGAGUUGGACAAAGUGGUGCGUUUGUUACCAUUCAUUCAGCAUAAAGGUGAUAAAGUAACGCUGUCAGACCCGUUGGACCCUGCGCAGUUACUACCACCUCGCGUCGCUUACUGGACCUACCCCGGCUCGCUUACUACCCCGCCCUGCACCGAAUCUGUCACAUGGAUUCUUUUCAAAGAGCCCAUCCAAGUUUCUGCUGAACAGUUGGCACUAAUGCGGAAGCUACGAUGCGGCGAACCAUCAUGCGGAACUGAGGCUAUGGAACUACUCCACAACUACAGACCCACGCUCCCACUUGGCAACCGUGAACUACGUGACUAUGGCGGCAACUAA
This is a messenger RNA of Diatraea saccharalis (sugarcane borer), 795 nucleotides long. The record is from the annotation of a GenBank genome assembly. NCBI's taxonomy places the organism in Eukaryota, Metazoa, Arthropoda, Insecta, Lepidoptera, Crambidae.